Messenger RNA from Durio zibethinus, 2413 nucleotides. NCBI's taxonomy places the organism in Eukaryota, Viridiplantae, Streptophyta, Magnoliopsida, Malvales, Malvaceae. The record is from RefSeq and is a predicted model, not a curated record.
ACCUGAAAGUAGAGAAAGAAAUAUUUAUUGUUGCUGCUUUGCUUGUUCAUUUCUUCCGCUAUACAUGCUGCAUUGUUUCUUUGCUUUUUUCCUUUUGAUAGAUAUUUUAUGGCUGAGGAGGAGAUAGAGGAGGUACAUGUCGGUCCAUGCGUUGGAUCCGACGCCGUUAAUGGUGGAGCACAACCUCAUGAGGAAGGGUUGCCAAGAGGCAGAGGUGAAGGAAAUAUGUUCUUGGUUUGGGAAGAUCUGACGGUGGUGCUGCCAAACUUUGGCAAUGGACCUACCAGGAGAUUGCUUAAUGGACUAACUGGGUCUGCUGAACCAGGUAGGAUCAUGGCAAUCAUGGGUCCAUCUGGGUCUGGAAAAUCUACUCUACUUGAUGCAUUAGCAGGUAGACUCUCUGGAAAUGUUGUCAUGAUGGGAAAUGUUCUUCUUAACGGGAAGAAAAGGCUAGACUACGGUAGUGUUGCUUAUGUGACUCAAGAGGACAUACUUUUGGGAACUCUAACUGUGAGAGAAACCAUAACUUACUCUGCUCAUUUGAGGCUCCCAUCAUCAAUGACCAGAAAAGAUAUUGAUGGCAUUGUGGAGGGAACAAUCAUAGAAAUGGGUCUUCAAGAGUGUGCUGAUAGGCUUCUUGGAAACUGGCACCUACGGGGUGUAAGCGGUGGGGAGAAAAAAAGACUAGGCAUUGCACUUGAAAUCCUCACAAGGCCCCAUCUCUUGUUUCUUGAUGAACCUACUAGUGGCCUAGACAGUGCCUCGGCCUUUUUUGUGAUACAAACUCUUAGGAAUGUUAGCCGUGAUGGCAGAACUGUCAUCUCUUCAAUCCAUCAGCCAAGUAGUGAAGUAUUCUCACUUUUUGAUGACCUGUUUUUACUCUCCGGUGGAGAACAAGUUUAUUUUGGAGAGGCAAAAAUGGCUGCAAAGUUCUUUGCUGAAGAAGGAUUUCCAUGUCCAAGUCGGAGAAAUCCUUCAGAUCACUUCCUUCGUUGCAUAAAUUCAGAUUUUGAUGUUGUUGCAGAGGCUCUGAAGGGAUCUCAUAGAAUAUCUGUAAAAAUGUUUCUCAUUUAUGAACUGCAGGAAUUUCAAAAUACCUCGGAUCCUUUGACAAACUUAGCAACAGCACAGAUUAAAGCAUUGCUUGUUAAGAAAUACAGAAGCUCAGAUUAUGUGGCAAAGGCAAGAGCAAGAAUUCAAGAAAUCUCAACCAUUGAGGGACUCAUGAUUGAAAAAAGGCACAGCAGCGAAGCAACAUGGUUGAAGCAACUAUCAACAUUGACACAGAGGUCCUUUGUAAACAUGUCUAGAGAUUUGGGGUAUUACUGGUUAAGGAUAGCCAUCUAUGUGGCCUUAUCUAUUUGUGUUGGCACGAUUUUUUUCAAUAUUGGAACAAGCUACAAUGCAAUCUUAGCUCGUGGGGCCUGUGGCGGUUUCAUAUCAGGUUUCAUGACAUUCAUGUCUAUAGGAGGUUUCCCAUCCUUCAUUGAAGAACUUAAGGUUUUUCAUCGAGAAAGACGCAAUGGACAUUAUGGGAUUGCUGUUUAUAUACUCUCAAAUUUCCUAUCUUCAUUUCCAUACUUGACUGUGAUGUCCCUUGCUACAUCAUCAAUUACUUAUUACAUGGUGAAAUUUCGUCCAGGAAUUUCACAUUUUAUGUAUGCCUCCCUUGAUCUUAUUAUCUCCAUUGCAACUGUAGAGAGCUGCAUGAUGAUGAUCGCAUCAUUAGUUCCUAACUUCAUGAUGGGAGUCAUCAUUGGAGCUGGAUAUAUUGGUUUAAUGAUGAUGACGGCCGGGUAUUUCCGAUUGCUGCCUGAUCUCCCUAAGAUAUUCUGGCGUUACCCUGUUUCAUAUAUCAACUAUGGUGCAUGGGCAUUACAGGGAGCAUACAAAAACGAUAUGGUAGGGCUGGAGUUUGAUGGAUUCAUCCCUGGUGGUCCAAAACUGAAAGGUGAUGUUGUCCUCACAACCAUGCUUGGCAUUCGGCUGGAUCAUUCAAAGUGGUGGGAUUUAGCAGCUGUUAUAAUGAUUUUGAUAGCUUACAGACUUCUUUUCUUUGUCAUUAUCAAGUUCAAGGAAAGGGUCUCACCUUUGUUUCGAACUCUUUAUGUGAAGCGAACUUUACAGCAUCUAAAAGAAAGACCUUCUUUCAGGAAAACAUCGGCCUUUCCGUCCAAGAGGCACCAAGCUCUCCAUUCACUGUCUUCUCAAGAGGGUCUAAAUUCUCCAAUCAACUAGAAGAAUCAAUAGAUCAUAAGUAUUCUAGUAAUGCUCUUAUUAUAAUUCGAUUACAGAAACAAGGGAAAGGAUGAUAGUAACAUUACUUACAAAUUAGCUAUAUCAGCCUUAUUUUUCAAGCGCUUGUUCAUUGACAUUCCUUUCCCUUCUCAUAUCUGCAAAUUGUUCUAGCAUU